Cyanistes caeruleus (blue tit) is the source of this 362-nucleotide messenger RNA. The record is from RefSeq and is a predicted model, not a curated record. NCBI's taxonomy places the organism in Eukaryota, Metazoa, Chordata, Aves, Passeriformes, Paridae.
AGAUUCCUCUAAUGCUCUAUCAUGGAGCUCAGCAGGAGCGUCGUAAACUGGUUCAUAAAAUUCACAGAAGACAAGGAUCACUGCAAAUCUAUCCUGUGGUCAUUACUUCCUUUGAAAUAGCAAUGCGAGACAGAAAUGCCCUGCAGAGCUGCUACUGGAAAUACCUGAUAGUAGAUGAAGGUCACAGGAUUAAAAACAUGAACUGCCGCCUUAUCAGAGAAUUGAAACGAUUUAACGCAGACAAUAAGCUCCUGUUGACUGGCACUCCCCUGCAAAACAACUUGGCAGAGCUUUGGUCACUGCUUAACUUCCUGUUGCCAGAUGUGUUUGAUGAUUUGAAAAGGUAGGUUGCAAUGUGAUGG